AUGCCAUCGUUGCUGUCCCGCCAUCAGCACGAUGCCGCCGCCGCCUCCUCCGCCCUGACCAUCCCCUUGGUCCUGCUCGCCGCCUCCGUCCUCGCCAACAUCGGCACCUCGACCAAGCACGCCCUCCUCACCAGCGCAACUGCUUGGCUUUCGCUAUGCAUCUACACAACGUCAAAAGUAGGCGCGAGGUCAUUGUUGGACGGCGCGCCUUCGCAACGACUGGCAUGGGCAGCGGGCGGGAUGUUUGCUUUGGCACAGGUGUGCGAAAGAGCUGUUGAUGGGAAGGGUAUCUGGUGGGCGAAGGUCAAUACGCCAGACUACACGAGUAAGGAGCUCUGGCUGAGAUAUUUUCACAGGCACUGCUACCGCUUUUGAUCCAUCUCUUCACCAAGAGCGGAGUCUUCGAGCCAAGCGAUACCCAAUUGGAAACACCUGCAAGCCCAGUCAAAGACAGGCAUGCUUCGUCGACGUAUGGCUCCAAGUCUACACUGGCGCUUCUUACAGUGUCUGGUCUCGUCGCAGUCUAUGCGCACUUGGGCUCAAUAUCCGCCGUCGCGCUUGGGCUGUCCCACGCCGUGCUACAAGUGCUUGCGUUAGACCUGGUGGAGCGCGCCAAAGGAGCAGCUAAACAUCACACUUCAAAUGGCGGCAGCGUCAUCUACUCCGCCAGUGGACUGCUCACGCAGUCGACGAAAGCUCCCGCUUCGAACCAAGAGCAAUGGCUGGCCUUGGUGCGAGACGUGUCUACUGCUGGAGGGCUAGCCGCAGCUGUCGCAGCACUCACGCUUGAGAGCUUUCGCUUCGGUGGACUGGCAUAUUAUGGCCUGCUCGGACAAGCAAUGGGAAACCACUGGGUGUUUGGCCAGGGCGUACUUUCGCUGGUAUACGCCGUGGGCACCAUCGCCGUUCACAUGGCCAUGUACGGCGCGCUGCUACUGGCUGUAAGUCUCAACUUCUCGCGUAUCAAGAUUUGCAGGACUUGGCAACGCAUCUGUCCGACUAUUGCCAAGCAUGUUGUUGGCAUGAUGGUCGAGAAGACAAUGGGACUACUAGGUACCACCUUGAAGAUCUGCCAGUCUUGCUUGGAUGAUUUCCAGAGACGGCCCAUCCCGAGCCGUUAGCGUGGCCACCCUGGCGCGAUUGACAUGGGCUUGUUGCAGCUCGGCGGCCGAGACCAAAAACUAACUCCCUUCCCAGGUCCAACGACACGGCGCACUCUCCACCAGUCUCGUCCCUCUCGCCGCUGCUCUCGUCUCGCAGCUCCUGCUUGACUUUUCUUUCUCCAGCCUGUGGUUUGCGGUGCUAUGCGCCUGCUCUGCGCUUUCCUUCCUCGAUGAACAGGACACUUUCAUUCCCCGCUCAAGGAUGAAGCUACGAGCUGGCAGCAUUCUGACGGCGACAGGCCUUGUAUCUUUCGCCAUCCUAACGAUCUACUAUCUACAGCACUCAUCGCGAGCUGCGGCCCUUAAUCCCUUCGUCCCUCAUCCUCCUGGCUUGGACGCCGUCGCAUUGGGUAGAACAUUAGAGCCGUUGAACGUUUCGAGCCGAAAAGUCCAUCCGAUCAAGACACUUGUACAAGAUGCCCAGGCAUCAUGGAACGUCAAGCUCCAGUCGCAGUCGCACACGCUCGAAGCCGCGGUCACUGAAUACAAGCGUAGAUAUGGCAUGCCUCCACCACCUCACUUCGACAAGUGGUACGAAUUCGCCAAGCGUAAAGGCGUUCAGCUGAUUGACGAAUACGAUACCAUCUACCACUCGCUAUUACCUUUCUGGGGCCUAUCGCCGAGCACGAUACGCGCAAGAGCACAGGAAGCUUUGGGUUUUGGUGACAACCAGCUGAUGGGGCUGCUCAUUCGAAAUGGAAAGGCAGCACACGUUGAAGGCGGCCAGGAGUGGCUUCAACAAGCGGCAGUGGGCAUGAUGGAGUCGUUCAUCGACUACCUUCCCGACAUGGACCUUGCCUUCAAUGUGCACGACGAGCCCCGUGUCGUCGUACCUCAUGAUGAGCUAUCCCGUCUGAUUGAAGUCGCGCUCCAGAAGAACAUACCGGCAGCGUCAGGACAGAAGACUCCCAAAAAUGCGUUCUCCCCAAGACCGGAGGACAUCAACAGCGGCAAGCGAGUGUUGGAAGUCAAGACUACACGAUUCAACGUCUUUGCGCAUCAGCCUACAUGGAUACCUUCACGUCUGUCUUGCUCUCCGCAGAGUCCAGCCAGAGCUAUCGAGGAGUCGAUGGCUUUGGACAAGCUUAGUGCCUAUGCUUUGAGCGAGCUAGGUUUCGUCUACAACCAUACGGCUUUCUCAGAUGUGUGUAAUUCGCCAUCUUUCAGCAAGUCGCAUGGAUUCUUCGACAGGCCCAACGCGUUCAACGUGGUGCACGAUCUGUUCCCCGUCUUCAGUCAGAGCAAAAUGUCCAGCUUCCAAGACAUCCUCUAUCCGAGUCCUUGGUAUUGGUAUGGAAAGGUGGAGUACAAAGAAGGCAAGGACAUGGACUGGGAAAAGAAGCAGAAUCGUCUAUGGUGGCGAGGCAGCACUACUGGCGGCUUCAGUCGAGCUGGCGGGUGGAAACGACAGCACCGCCAACAGUUUGUGCGCAAAGUGAACGCCCUCGACGCAGCCAAGGUGCUCAAGCACAGCAAUGCAGGCGCCACUGACGAGAAUCCAGACGAAGCGAAAUGGGUUGUCCAAGAGGUUCCACGCCAAGACUACAAGGAUAUCAUGGAUGUGCACUUCUCUCAUGUGGGGCAAUGCGAUCCUGGUGACUGCGACGCACAGCGCGAAUUCUUCAACAUCGUCGAGCCGGCAGAUCAGCAAGAAGCUUGGAAGUUCAAAUAUCUGCUCGACAUGGACGGAAACGCUUUCUCGGGUCGAUUCUACGCGUUUUUGAUGAGCCACAGUCUCACUUUCAAGAUGUCGGUCUUUCGUGAGUGGCAUGAAGAGUGGAUCAGACCAUGGGUGCACUAUAUCCCACUCAGUCUAAGAGCAGAUGAAGUACUGGAGUCCGUGAGGUAUUUUGACGGGGAAGAGGAGGGUAGGCCAUUGGCAACCAGCAUUGCUGAAGAAGGACGAGACUGGGCGUUCAAGGCGCUGCGUAAUGAGGAUCUUGAAGUCUGGCUGUUCAGACUACUGCUUGAGUGGGUGUCCUCGCGUCUGAUGACAUUCCGUUCCGCUGACACAAUCUCCAGGUACGGCAGAGUCAUUGACGACAACCGCGCAUUGAUAGGCUAUUCGGGAUCAUAG
Lecanosticta acicola is the source of this 3240-nucleotide messenger RNA. NCBI's taxonomy places the organism in Eukaryota, Fungi, Ascomycota, Dothideomycetes, Mycosphaerellales, Mycosphaerellaceae. The record is from the annotation of a GenBank genome assembly.